Messenger RNA from Salvia splendens (bonfire salvia), 874 nucleotides. Its product is annotated as phosphatidylinositol/phosphatidylcholine transfer protein SFH10-like. The coding region runs from base 51 to 572 and encodes 173 amino acids. The transcript is spliced from 3 exons. The record is from RefSeq and is a predicted model, not a curated record. Lineage: Eukaryota; Viridiplantae; Streptophyta; Magnoliopsida; Lamiales; Lamiaceae.
GACCAAACGACCACUAAGUGCAUGUGAGACUGUGAAAGACAAGCCCAUGAAUGAUAUGCCUGUUACAACCAUUGUAUAAAAAAACAGAGAAACAAAUAAACUUUGCUAAAGCUGCAUCCUCAAGUUGUUUUCCUGCAAAACACUCUCUUAAGCCUUCUGAGAUAAUUAGCAACCAUAUCUUGAAUGGAGUAAUGACUAUUGUUAUGGGAGUCGUGACUAUGGUUCGUAUGACACGAACCAUGCCAAAAGGACUCACAAAUGCCACCCUCUACUCCUCCAUAUAUAGUGAUAGCGACUCAAACUCGCCUAGGGAAACCAUCUCAAACGAGGAUUACAUUAUCAUGAUGAAACGCAUGAACGAGCUAGAGGAGAAAGUGAUCAUCCUCAGCACGAGGUCCACAACUAUGCCACCUGAAAAGGAAGAGAUGUUAAACAAUUCCUUGCAACGCAUAGACAUGCUGAAGCAAGAGCUGUCUACAACCAUAAAGACUUUGGAGGAUGCCCUGGUUCGGGAAGAGGAACUCGUUGCCUUCAUUGAAGAAGAAGAAGAAGAAGAUUACAACAUGCUUUGAUUAUUUUUAGAGAUGGUGUUGUGCUGCAUCGAACACCAUUUCCUAUAAUUCUUAUGUUUUUCGGACCUUGUUGUAAUCUUAUGUAAAUAGAACUCUAUGUUGUUUGUGUUGGAAUUUUACACUACAAUUUAUAGGCUGAGAGUUUCAUUGAUGACCUCAGCAUUCUCUGCUCUUGCUUACAGCAUGACGGGGUCCAAAAACAAAUUGAAAAUUCCAGAGGGAUUUCAUGCAUCCUACAAAGAAUAUGUAUUGAAAGAUUUUCAUCUUCGUUUUUAAAAUAUUUUCUAUAUUUCUGCAUUUAA